ACUUUGCAAGGACUAAAUUCAACCCUAUUAAUGAUUCACUAAUUGAAAGCUAUGAUUUAGUAGCAAAUACUAAUUCGGAAAUAAACGAAUCUUUACACGAAGAGUUGCGUGGCAGAAGAGUGGUGCAUGGAAAUGGAAAUAAGAAUCUUUACACGAAGGCUAUUUUCAUCUUCUCUCUCAUGCUGAUAUAUCCCUCUCUCUUCCUUGAAUUCCUCACAUGCAUUGUUUUGAUUGGCUAUGUUUUCAUUCCCUUUAAAUAGCACGGCUCUGGAAACAAAGGAGAAAAAUUCUUAUUCUUUUCCACCCACAAUCCAAUCCUUUCUUCUUUCAUUUUCUUGCAUUAAAGAACUAAAAUCUUAAUCCAUCUCUCAUUGCUAUGAGUACUUGUACGAGGAGGAACCAUCCUUAUUGUGUUUCGCCGAAAUAUACUAAUUUUACUAUACUGAUACCGUUAGUGGUAUGGUUCUGAUUCUUAUUGUGAAAGCUCAAAGUUCAGUAUCAGAAUGAUUUCAGUUGAAAAUGGUAUUGUAAAUCACCAAGAUGAAAUUGAAGAAUCUAAUGGGAGUCAAGUGAAGGAAUUUGCUUCUAUAGAUAUUUCAACCACUCCAAAAACAUUUCCAAGCAAUGAAAAUCCUCAAAGAAAGUUUCUCAAAAUUGGUUCUGCAUCUGCCAAAGUCAAUGAGCUUGUUAUUGAAAAAGACCAGAUUUCACAGUCUGUGCCUUCUCCGCGUUCCGAUGGCUUAAAGUCGCGAUUCAGUACCAUGUUUUCUCAGAAACUUGAACGGAAUUCAGUCAAGAAAAGGUUCAAGGAAUGGAUCAAAAACCCAAUGAACAUGGCCCUUUUCGCGUGGGGAAUCUGUGUCGCUGUAUCGGGGGAGAUUCUGUUCUUGGUCAUGACAGGAAUGUUGAAUAAUGUGCUAAAAACAAAGUCUGAGAGGAAUACAUGGUUUGAAAUAAGUAACCAAAUACUAAAUGCUCUCUUUACACUAAUGUCUUUGUAUAAUCAUCCAAAGAGGUUCCACCAUCUUGUUCUUUUGUGUAGAUGGAGAUCAAAUGAUAUUACUACACUUAGAAUGAUUUUCUGCAAAAAUGGUACUUCUAAGCCUCGUGAAUGGGCACAUAUGAUGGUAGUUGUUAUUCUCCUUCAUGUUAACUGUUUUGCUCAAUAUGCAGUUUGUAGUCUAAAUUUAGGAUAUAAAAGAUCUGAGAGACCAGCCAUUGAACUUGGAAUUGCCAUAUCCGUUGCAAUUGCGGCACCGGCAACAGCUGGAUUGUACAUUAUUCUUAGUCCACUUGGUAAGGACUAUGAUUGUGAGAUAGAUGAAGAAUCACAGGUUCAAGUUAGAGACAAACCCUUCGAGAAAAAAUACGCAUUUGUAUCUAAAGAUCAACAAGGAGGAAUUAUAGAAAAUAGACCGAAAUGGAGUGGAGGAAUACUUGACAUUUGGAAUGAUCUAUCAUUAUCAUAUCUCUCACUUUUCUGCCCUUUUUGUGCGUUUGGAUGGAACAUGGAGAGACUUGGAUUUGGGAACAUGUAUGUUCAUAUAGCUACAUUUAUGCUGUUUUGUAUGGCUCCCUUUUGGAUAUUUGUAUUGGCUUCUGUUAGAAUUGAUGAUGACAAUGUUAGACAAGCACUAGUAGCUUUUGGAAUCAUUCUUAGUUUUUGUGGUUUACUUUAUGGUGGAUUUUGGAGGAUUCAAAUGAGAAAGAGGUUCAAUUUGCCUGCCUAUGAAUUCUGUUUUGGAAAACCAUCAUUUUCUGAUUGCACACUUUGGUUAUGCUGCUGUUGGUGCUCUCUUGCUCAAGAAGCCAGGACUGGGAAUAGUUAUGAUAUCUUGGAAGAUAAGUUAUCCAUGAAAGAAAUUGAUUCCCGCGAUCAAUCUUCGGCUACGGAAGACGUAGUAUCAGCCAAAUCUGGCUCAAGUUCUUCUCUUGAAAGAGGUAAAGAUGGAACAAUGAAUCCCCCAAUAGCAUUAGUAGUACAAAGAGAAGCUCUUUAGUCUCUGAAAGUAAAAGAGGGAAAUGAUUCUUCUUGAUUGUUAUGUAUAACUACAUUGUUUGAGAUGAUCCCUUAAAUUUCUAUGUAAACCAUUUUGUUAGGAUGCGGAUUAUAGUUAUUGAGUGAGCAUCACUUUUUCUAUUUAAUUGCUUACAAGUCUGUGUGAGUAGGAAAUCUUGUGUGUGUUUCUUUUUACAAG
This is a messenger RNA of Medicago truncatula (barrel medic), 2198 nucleotides long. RefSeq lists its product as uncharacterized. Lineage: Eukaryota; Viridiplantae; Streptophyta; Magnoliopsida; Fabales; Fabaceae. The transcript is spliced from 2 exons. Gene Ontology annotation, molecular function: cyclase activity. Gene Ontology annotation, biological process: sesquiterpene biosynthetic process. The record is from RefSeq and is a predicted model, not a curated record. Bases 504 to 2000 code for a protein of 498 amino acids.